AUCCAUCCGUCCACAAACCACAUGCCUCCUCUGUGUGUGUGGCUGUGCGUGGAAGUCUGCGUGUGAGCGACUGACUGACUGGUGUGCAUGUCGGUGGCCGGAUGGCUGACGAACAAAUGGCCGAUGGACACGGGCGCUGAUGAUGAGACAACAGCGUUACAUAAAAGCAUCUCAUCGUCAUCCAAACUCCACUGACAAUCAUAACACGUGCACACGGAUCGACAGACAGACAGACAGCAUGCAGCACCAGCCAUCACAGCACAUCCGCCACAUCCCACAACGGAGUUGUAGUUAGUGGGUCUUGAUAUGGGUCGGACCAUCCAUCCAUCCAUCCAUUUAUUUGUCCCCAUAUCAAGACCACGUGCAUGCUGCAGUGACAAACUCUGUACAAUUAAGUCACUGCCUUCUGACUCCUUCUGACUUCGCCCAUCCACCCACCCAUCCAUCAGUCUGUGCCGGCCUUCUUGGUCAUCUUGACGAUAAACGUGGGCGACUCCUCGCCAUCGUCGUCGUCAGGGAUGGGCAGCUCCACGUCGUAGUACCGCCCGCACCGGCGCACACACUGCAUGACCGCGAAGACCGUGUUCCGGUCAGCAUGCGACAGCCGCAGUGUGAUGUCGGCCGUGUCGGGCAUGAGCAGGAGGGCCAGGCUGAAGAGCGAAUUAACGCUGGCCGCUCCCCAGACGGGUCUUCGGCUGUUAUUGAUGAGCAGCUGCUUGACAGGCGGGACGAGGGGCGGGGCGAGCACUAACGGCGGCAGCUCCACAGGCAGGCGCGGCCAGGAGACCUCCAACUCCUCCAGCUUGGCCGUGCGAUCCUGACAAACGGACGAAAAAGCACUUAGAUUGACUGACGGCCAUCCAGCCACAGGUGAGGCUAAGCUGACUGACCCUGAGGUAUAAGAGGCACUGUGCUGUCACGGAUGGGGCCAUGCAAAGAAGAUGCGGCCGCUGCAGUGAGGGCAAUGCGGUGGUCAUGAUGCGGCUGAGGGGGUUCGGUGGGUCGGCAAUGACGCUGUCGCCGCCCGUCGAUCUGCCGAUGCGCUCGAGAAUGAGGUCCUUGACGUUGGGAUAGCGGUCUGGCUCAUUGAUGAGGAAUCCUGGGAUGGUGCUGAAGUCGUCAUCGUGCACGUCGAGCAGCUCAUCGCGGCCGAAUGUAAUCCUCAGCUCCGACGCCCGAGUGAAUGGCGGCAGGAAGCUCCAUCGCUGACAAAUGGAUCAACGACACAGACACACAUCCAAACCACUGCAAGCAGGCUGCCGCUUGCCCGACUACGUUUGUCUGUGUAAGCUUGUUUGUGUGUUCCUGAUGUGGCUGACCUCCGGCAGCCGGACACCCCCAUAGAUGAUGUGGACUGACCCACACACGCACACAGGAAGGUCACAUGGGCUAUGCACAUCUGCCCGGCUGUCAUUUGGCACCGCGCUUUGUCGCUGCGGCAAAUCCCUCGGCCAUUCUUCGGACGACCGGGUGGAGAGGCGGCGGAUCGACGACGUUGUUCUCGACACUCACGCAAUCCAACUUGACCCUGAAAGACAGGCAGACUCAUUACACUCCAAGGCGUAUGAAGGGCUGUGUGUGCUGUGGAGUGUCUCCGUCACUCACGUGUUGCCGCCGCUGUAUGCCACCUGGCAGCCCAUGGCUUCCAGCUGCUCGAUGAACCCGACAGCUGCACACACCACAGAUGUCUCGUCGCAGUCCCACUGUGGUUGCUCUCCUCACCGCUCAGUCCGUGGGGUCCCGCAGUGCUGGUCAUCCGGCGCAUCAGCCCCUCAUCGACGCAUAAGCCACGCAGCAGUGUCACCUUCCUCUUCCUGGUGUCGUUCUUGCGGCCCCACAGCCGCCGCAGCACGCCGAGGAACGGGUGCAGCGCGUCGAAGGGUGCCUCGGGGUGCGACAGGUUGUCUCGAACGUUGAGCCACUCCAGAGUGGUCAGGUGCGUCAUAUUCACCAUUAGGGGAAAGGAAUGCGGCAGCCGACGGGGGUCUGAAACACAAGCAGGCAUUGCGACAUAUAAAUGGCGCUGUCUGUUGUUGUAUCUGGGUGGGUGGGUGUCACCUUACACGGUGUGAAUGGGUAGACGCAGAGUCGCUGGAGCUUCUUGGACGUGCUGAGGAAGUGGGCCAAUGGCUGGUCGACGAACGACUCGGUGAUGUGGUCAUCAUCGUAGCUGUCUCCUUUCCGGUCAGAACCAAAGAAGAGAUCGCCGUGCAACUCCAUCAACUCGGGCCUGCACGCACGCACAUACACACACACACCCGCAUAUCUGCGUCCCAUUCCCCCGGUCUGUCGUGUGUUGUCGAUGGCUUGCAUACCAUUCGAACCCCUCGGUGACCAUGCGCACGAAAUACCGCAGGCUGUCGACACGCAGCUUCUUGACGUGAGGGAACACGAUGCGGUCGGCGGGGGGAGGAGGCGUGACAGCAGGGGGGCUGCCAACGACUUGCCCGUCAGCAGGGAACUUCUCGCUCUCCAUGCCGUGGAGUGUGGUGAUGACGAGCUUCUGCAGCACGUCGGGCGAGCGGCGGAUGGCGGCGAUGACCAUCUCAUUGACGGGCCACUUGGGGUCCAUCUUGAUCACGAUGCUCUGGUGGUGGGUGCGCUCCAGCCGGCUCGUGACGUGGGCCGGCAGGUCCCAGAAGACCUCCUUGUCGAUGUGCAGGUGGCUGUAGAGAGAUGAUGCUUCGCCGGGCCGCUCGGUGUGGGGCUUCAUGAUGCUCGAUGACGGCUCCCCGGUGGCGCAUGUGCAGAAGUGCCGGGAGACCUCUGAGAUCUGCUUGCUGCCGUCCAUCGUGCUGAAGAACGAGCCGGCGUAGGACAACACCUCGUUGGGCAUCGAGCGGAAGCCGGUGAACGGCACCUGAAUGAAUGAACGAACGACAACAGAUGCGAUCAAUGACAGAUCCAGCCGUCCCAUUGUGGUUUUCUCCUGCACCUUCUCGUCUGCCGAGGCUUCAGGUAAUUCAUGAUUCUGGGAUGACACGUCCAUCGUGAUACCAGCAGCACCUGAUUGUGACGCUCCGCCGUCGGCAGCCAGCUGGCCAAAUCACCGCACAAUACCCACAGAUAUCGUG
Messenger RNA from Vitrella brassicaformis, 3074 nucleotides. Lineage: Eukaryota; Vitrellaceae. The record is from the annotation of a GenBank genome assembly.